This is a messenger RNA of Bicyclus anynana (squinting bush brown), 759 nucleotides long. It is a transcript of the gene RpS7, whose product is annotated as 40S ribosomal protein S7. The coding region runs from base 148 to 720 and encodes 190 amino acids. Gene Ontology annotation, molecular function: structural constituent of ribosome. The transcript has 5 exons. Lineage: Eukaryota; Metazoa; Arthropoda; Insecta; Lepidoptera; Nymphalidae. Gene Ontology annotation, biological process: translation; ribosomal small subunit biogenesis; rRNA processing. The record is from RefSeq and is a predicted model, not a curated record. Gene Ontology annotation, cellular component: 90S preribosome; cytosolic small ribosomal subunit; small-subunit processome.
UUGCUCCCGCUCAUUGUUCAAGGUGGUUAAUUUUAUGAAUGUUUUCCAAAAAACUAAUGAAAUUGUAGGUCUAAUAGCUAAAUAUCAUAAACGCAACGUGAAUUAAUAUCCAGAGAAUAAUAUUUUUGCAAUAAAUAAUUUAUAAGGAUGAGUACGAAGAUUAUCAAGGCAGGCGGCGUGGAGCCCGAUUCCUUCGAGACAUCGAUCUCUCAGGAGCUGGUGCAGUUGGAGACCAACUCCGACUUGAAGGCUCAGCUCAGGGAGCUUUACAUCACUAAAGCUAAAGAAAUUGAACUGCACAAUAAAAAAUCAAUAAUCAUCUAUGUGCCGAUGCCAAAGCUGAAGGCUUUCCAGAAGAUCCAAAUCCGAUUGGUCCGUGAGUUGGAAAAGAAGUUUAGCGGCAAGCAUGUAGUGUUCAUUGGAGACCGCAAGAUCCUGCCCAAGCCCAGCCAUAAGACGCGCGUCGCUAUCAAACAGAAGAGGCCUAGAUCUAGAACAUUGACAUCUGUAUAUGAUGCUAUCCUAGAGGACCUCGUAUUCCCUGCUGAGAUUGUAGGCAAGCGCAUCAGGGUAAAGCUGGACGGAUCACAGCUCAUCAAAGUGCACCUUGAUAAGAACCAACAGACUACUAUUGAACACAAGGUGGACACUUUCCAAUCAGUGUACAAGAAGCUAACAGGGCGCGAAGUCACCUUCGAGUUCCCCGAACCCUACUUGUAAACUUAGACUAUGACUUUACAAUAAAACAAAAACCUUAAA